AUGGCACCAUCCACGAGCGCUGGUCUACACGGCCUUCUAGCUGCGAGCCUGUUCACUGCGGCCUCGUCAGCCGACAGUGUCAGUCCUCGAGAUGCCGUCCCAUCGGGCUUCGUCGCUGCCCCUUACUACCCGGCACCCUAUACGGGAUGGAUCGCAAAUUGGACCGAGAGCGUGGAAAAGGCCAAGGCCUUGGUAGAUACUAUGACCUUGGCUGAGAAGGCAAACAUCACGGCCGGUACUGGUAUCUAUAUGGGUGUCUGCGUGGGCAUGACCGGAAGUGCACCUCGAGUUGGCUUCCCGCAACUCUGCCUUCAAGACUCCGCCCUUGGCGUCCGCGAUACCGAUAACAUCACAGCCUUUCCAGCAGGCGUCACGACAGGCGCGACCUGGGAUAAGGACUUGAUCUACCAACGAGGAGUGGCUAUUGGCGAGGAAUUUCGUGGCAAGGGUGCCAAUGUCUAUCUGGGCCCUGUUGUUGCUCCUCUGGGCCGGAAACCCCGUGAUGGUCGUAGCUGGGAAGGCUUCGGAGCGGAUCCCGUUCUAUCAGGCAAAGGCGCCGCCCUAACGAUCCAAGGUGUCCAGGAACAGGGCGUGAUGGCGACGAUUAAACACCUGAUUGGAUAUGAGCAGGAGAUGUGGCGGGAGUACAACAUCAUCCAGCCGGGCUACUCGGCCAACAUCGACGACCGGACAAUGCAUGAGCUGUACCUGUGGCCCUUCGCGGAAGCAGUCCGCGCUGGCGUUGUCUCGGCCAUGGCGGCCUACAACGCUGUGAAUGGUUCCGCCUGCAGCCAGAACAGCUAUCUGAUCAACAACCUCUUCAAAGACGAACUUGGCUUUCAAGGGUUCAUCAUGUCUGACUGGCUGGCGCAGAUGUCUGGGGUCGCCUCCGCCCUGGCAGGCCUGGACAUGGGCAUGCCUGGCGAUACUAUCAUUCCUCUGCUCGGAUACUCGUAUUGGAUGUACGAGAUGACAACAGCUGUCUUGAACGGUUCCACACCCGUCGACCGUCUGGACGAUGCAGCUGUCCGGAUCGUCGCCGCUUGGUACCAAAUGGGACAAGACAAUGAUUAUCCCGAGCCCAACUUCUCAUCCUACUCAACAGAUGCCGUUGGCCUUCUUCACCCUGGUGCGCUGAGUGGACCCACUGGGGUGAUUAACCAGUUCGUGGACGUACGCGGAGACCAUGCUGUCGUCGCUCGAGAGGUUGCCCGAGACGGUAUUACCAUGCUGAAGAACGAUGACAAUCUCCUCCCACUCUCGACCGAUACUCCUCUGUUCCUCUUCGGUACGGAUCAAGCGGUCAAUCCAGACGGUCCCAAUGCCUGCGUUGACAGGUCCUGCGACACUGGAACCCUCGGAAUGGGCUGGGGCAGCGGCACUGCCCGUUAUGAAACUUUCAACGACCCACUCACUGCAAUCCAGGCCAACGCCACGAAUGUUACCUCCUUCAACACUGACUCGUUCCCGAGCGACGUUGGGACCGUGACUGAUGACGACGUUGCUAUUGUCUUUAUCACCUCCGACUCUGGUGAGAACUCAUACACGGUGGAAGGAAACGCCGGCGACCGAUCCAGCUCGGGUCUGGUCGCGUGGUACGACGGCGAUGAGCUCGUCGAGGCUGCCGCGGCCAAAUUUAGCAACGUUAUCGUUGUGGUCCACACUGUCGCCCCCAUCAUUGUCGAGCCGUGGUAUGACCUGGAUUCCGUCAAGGCGAUUCUCUUUGCGCACCUACCCGGUCAGGAGGCUGGGUACUCCCUGACAGAUGUCCUGUUCGGCGCCGUGUCUCCCAGCGGCCACCUGCCCUAUACUAUUCCUGUUGCGGAGGAUGACUAUCCAUCCUCUGUCAGCUUGACUGGCUUUGCGUUUGGACAGAUCCAGGACACGUACACGGAAGGACUUUACAUCGAUUACCGCUAUCUCAACAAGGUCGGCACCAAGCCUCGCUACGCCUUCGGCCACGGACUCUCUUACACCAACUUCACCUACACCAAUGCCACUAUCACAAAGGUAACCCAGCUCACCACCCUGCCGGCCAGCCGCACCGCCAAGUCCGGCCUGCCCUCCUAUAAUACCACCAUCCCCCCGGCGUCCGAGGCAUACAAGCCCGCAGACUAUGACGAGAUCUACGUCGACCGUUACCUGUACCCUUGGCUGUCCGACGACGAUGCUGCAGCCGCCGCGGCGACCGGCGAAGCCGUUGCUGCUGGCACGAAUUCCGGAUAUGACUAUCCGGAGGGUUACAGCACCACCCAGACCGCCGGACCCGCCGCCGGAGGCGGUCUGGGUGGCAACCCAGCGCUGUUCGAGACGGCCUACACCAUCAGCGUGGUCGUUACCAACGUCGGCUCCGGCUCGACCGUUGAAUCGCCGCUCUCUAACUCGACCAAGCGGGCAACGACCGGCUACAGUGGCAAGGCUGUGGCGCAGGCCUACGUGCAGUAUCCUGACAGCGACUACGACACACCCAUUAUCCAGCUGCGCGACUUCGAGAAGACCGACACCCUCGCCGUGGGCGAGAGCCAGACGGUGGAGCUGACCUUCACAAGGAAGGAUGUCUCGGUGUGGGACGUUGUCGAGCAGAACUGGGUGGUUCCUGUCGUGGAUGGCGCCUACAAGUUCUGGAUUGGAGAGGCAAGCGAUGCGCUUUAUCUGGCGUGCGGUGCCGAUACCCUCACUUGCGAGGAGGAUCAGACGCCACCUGUGUAA
Cryphonectria parasitica EP155 is the source of this 2709-nucleotide messenger RNA. RefSeq names its product family 3 glycoside hydrolase. The transcript has 6 exons. Gene Ontology annotation, molecular function: beta-glucosidase activity. The record is from RefSeq and is a predicted model, not a curated record. Gene Ontology annotation, biological process: glucan catabolic process. Lineage: Eukaryota; Fungi; Ascomycota; Sordariomycetes; Diaporthales; Cryphonectriaceae. Bases 1 to 2709 code for a protein of 902 amino acids.